Molecule: messenger RNA, 2889 nt
Organism: Cydia splendana
Lineage: Eukaryota; Metazoa; Arthropoda; Insecta; Lepidoptera; Tortricidae
Exons: 5
Coding region: 221-2689 (822 amino acids)
Biological process (GO): proteolysis
Molecular function (GO): serine-type endopeptidase activity
Source: RefSeq, a predicted model, not a curated record
CGACACAGCGAGAAAAAAUCGAGUUUAUUGGUAGGAGGGCUCGGCGGGUAUCUUACAAAAUCCGAGCUCGUGCAUCUUUAGGUUGGUCGAUGUAUAAAGCGUGGAGGUGGUGGAUGUUGCAGUCAUUCGGACGCAAACAGUGCGCCGGUGAAGUGGCGUACACAGUUUAGUACAUAGCACGCUAUAUUGAUCAAACAGUGAUAAACAUAGUGAAAUAAUCAUGCGGUGGUUUACGACAACGAGUCUUUUACUAGCAUUAGCUAUAGCCAGCACGACAGCGGAAUGGUCAUGGAGCGGUGAUGCUGAUGCUAAAGAUAAAGAUGCAAAGCCUGAACAAAAACCGACUGAGUUACUAGAAGGCGAAGAAGCUCCCGAUGCUGACAAGAAAAGCUCUGACUCCGCUGGUACGGUGCUGGACGAUAUCGUGGACGAGCUGGUCAGCAACAGGCAGCAACAAGGCAGGAGUCUGGGCGGAUUCGACGAUGUUUACAGCGAUCCCACUAUUAAGGAAGCGUUGGACUCUGGAGAUGAUGCUGAAGCAAGAAAUCUGAUCAAAGGCCGUCUCUGCACUCUGGGGCUUAUUCAAUGUGAUGAAGAAGAAACCGAAGAAAAACGCUUUCUGUCACCGGAUGAAUUGAUUUAUGCUCAACCAGUUGACAUCAAGCCUUAUGGAAAACCGAUUGCUUCCAUCCCGAUCCGUGGACCUCCCCGAGCUUACGGACCAGCCAAACCCAUGCCACCUUACUUGUCGCGCCCUCAAAAAAUCCCACCUAAGCGAGUCGGAUAUGGAGGACCGCCCAAUGUGCGCCCUGGAUUCUCUGAAAAGUACGGACAGGCAUCCGGUAGUAAUUUCCAGUUCUCACAAAGCAAUGGGUUGUAUGGUGGUAGCGAAGGUAACUAUGUAACGAGGCCCCCAAACUAUGCCAACGAGAGCCCAUACAACUUCGAAAACACCAAACCACAUUACAACAAAGUCCCUCCUACGCAAACCAACACAAAAACUGACGUUAUACAACAACAUGUCCACCAUCACUACGUACACAGUGACGGCGACAAAGAACCUAAAGUGAUCAUCAAGCCUGUUGCCAUACCAGUUGGGUCCGUAGGACACCUAGGCGCUCAAUCUCUCUCCCAGCAACAGACCGACGUAAUAACCGCGGGUGGUGGAGAUUACAGCGGAUUUAGCUCUGGUGGCUUCAAACCUAUGACCGAUGGUUUCUCACCUGUAAACAAACCAAUGUAUGAAACCGACACAAUCUAUGGCUCUCAAUACGGCAACAGCAAUGGUAACAAAGGAAACAGCUUUUUAUCUCAGUCUUUGCCAAACCAAUACUCCAACACUGAUUUUGAUGCCCAGAAAUACGGCAACUCCUUAGGUGCAUUUUCUUCUCACAACAACGAAUUUUAUAAGAAGGAACUACACGUAGGAUCUGGUAACAAUUUAUACCAACAAGGUCCAGCUACUUUUGGACAGGGUAACUCUUAUCAGGACAACUAUCAUGAAGCCAAAGCUCAAGGAUUUGAAUGUGUCUGUGUCAACUACGACCAAUGUCCCAGCCAAGAGAUCAUUGGCCGCAGAGAUGAUUUAUACCUGCCUAUCGAUCCUCGUAACAAAGGUAGUGAGAUAGCUGCUCUUACUGACGAACAAAUAGACAACAUCACCAAGGCUGACGCUUCAGAAACUAAAACUGAAACAACUACGACUGAAGCCAGCGUCAAGAAAGUAAGCAAGCGUGAAACAAAGAACGAGAAUGAAGACAAAAUCGAAAAGGAAGCUGAACCGCGUCAAGGAUAUUUCGGAAACCGACCUCAAGUACAACAAUGCAGACCUAAUCAAGUUUGCUGCCGGAAACCAUUCCGUCCUCAAGCUGCCAACCGCGGUCAAUGUGGCAUCAGGCAUUCCCAGGGCAUUAAUGGAAGAAUCAAAACUCCGUCAUACGUAGAUGGAGACAGUGAAUUUGGAGAAUACCCCUGGCAAGUGGCUAUCCUAAAGAAGGAUCCCAAAGAGUCUGUGUACGUUUGCGGCGGAACUUUGAUUGACGGAUCCCACAUCAUGACUGCUGCUCACUGCGUUAAAUCAUACAAAGGCUUCGAGCUUCGAGUGCGCCUUGGUGAAUGGGAUGUUAACCAUGACGUUGAAUUCUUCCCUUACGUUGAGAGAGAUAUACUCUCCGUCCAUGUGCACCCAACGUACUACGCCGGUACCUUAGACAAUGAUCUCGCUAUCCUCAAGCUGGAGCAGCCCGUCGAUUGGACUAAAUACCCGCACAUCAGCCCUGCUUGCCUGCCUGACAAGUACACUGACUACGCUGGCCAAAGAUGCUGGACCACUGGUUGGGGCAAGGACGCUUUCGGAGACAACGGAAAAUACCAGAACAUACUAAAAGAAGUCGAUGUUCCGAUUCUAUCGCACGGUGUUUGCCAGAACCAGCUAAGGCAAACGAGAUUGGGAUACAACUAUGAAUUGAACCAUGGGUUCUUGUGCGCCGGUGGUGAAGAGGGCAAGGAUGCGUGCAAAGGUGACGGUGGCGGCCCGCUGGUGUGCGAGCACGGUGGCACUUGGCAACUGGUCGGAGUUGUGUCGUGGGGUAUCGGUUGCGGUCAGCCCGGCGUACCUGGCGUCUACGUGAAAGUCGCUCACUAUCUAGACUGGAUCUCACAGAUCACGGGAAAGUUUUCCCCCUACUAAACUUGUCAUACAAUUCUACCCGAGGACUGGAAUUUUUUAGUGCUAUUUAUUACUAGGUCCUAGAUUAACUUAAUAUUUAUGGUUAUAUUUAAAUUGUAAUUAACUUUGGAGGUAAUAUCCAGAGAGUCUGAGUAAUUGCUUGUGCAGAUAAUUUUGUGUAUCAUAAAUCGUAAACAUAAAUAAAUUUUGUAUGAAAAGUA